UACAAAAUUUUGAGAGCGAAUCACUUCAUUCCUAGGUGAUUCAGAUCCAAUCACCAUACGAAUCAUGAAAAAAUCGUUGUCUUCUCUAAUUUUUAUCGGAAAUUUAUCGAAAACAGAUGUCAAAACACAGACAGCUGCCAAAACAAAGCAUGAAAAAUAAAUAAAGAAUAAACAAUUAAAGAUAAAAUGGAUGCAAAAGUUCAAAUGGUGAAGAAAAUAAUUAUGUCGAGGAGGUUGUUGGCCACAACUAGGGUGAGUGAAGAGGCAAAAGUAUGUUCCGCAGUAUUACGGCAUCUCCAGGAUAAGCAUUUGCUGCUUUUGGAGGAAUUGGAUCUUUUGUAUGCUUUGAACGAAUCACUUGGCUCCGAAAGAAGAUUAAUUUGGAAAAAAGAACGAACUCAAUCCUUCUUUGAGAAAGAUUGUCAGAAAGGAGAUGAAGUUUUUUUUAAAAACAACUUCAGAAUUAGCCGACAACUUUUUUAUAAAUUAUGCGAACUACUGCCAGAUCUGCGAAAAAGUGAUACAAAUAUGCGAGAAGCGAUACCAUUGGAAAAACGAGUUGCUAUAGCUCUAUAUGCUCUAGGGUCAUCUUCCGAGUAUCGCACAAUCGCAAAUAUGUUUGGCGUGGGAAAGGCAACCGUAUGCAAAAUAUUAUUGGAUUUUUGCAAUGAGGUCUGGAGAGUUUUGGCUCCAAUAUAUUUAAAAAACUUUCCGUUGACAGAAGACAAAAUUAAAGGCUUGGUGCAAGAGUUUGAAACAUAUGGAUUUCCCCAAUGUAUGGGAGCACUUGAUGGAUGUCAUAUUGAGAUUCACCCACCCAAGGAAGACGCUACAGACUACCACAACUAUAAGGGAUGGUAUUCAAUCGUACUGCUAGCAUUGGUGGACGCCAGAUGUCGUUUUAUAUAUGUUAGCUCCGGCAGCCCAGGACGCUGCAACGAUUCUCAAAUUUUUCAGACAUCUUCUCUAAAGCAACAAUUGGAUGAAUGUGUCCUUUUAAGCGAAUUGAAAAAAACUAUUUCCGAUGUUGAUGUACCGGUUUUUAUAAUUGGGGACUCGGCAUUUCGGUUAAGUGACAAGCUAAUGAAGCCGUAUCCGUUUCAUAUUUCACAAAGCCGCCAACAAAAGCUCUUCAACUACAGAUUAUCUAAAUCUCGCAGAGUAGUAGAAAACGCAUUUGGACACUUGAAGGCUCGUUUCAGGCGUAUUGGCAAAGGAAUAGAUAAUUCCAUAAAAAAUGCAAACGCCAUAAUAUUAUCGUGCUGCGUGCUUCACAAUUUUUUAAACGAAAAUAAUGAUAAAAUAAAUGAAAAGUGGAUGCAAGCUUUACAAGUUGUGGAAGCAAACCGCGCGUAUCCUGAAUAUGUAGCGGUACUAGCGGAACAACGAAACAAUCCAGAAAGUAUAAGAAACGCUAUUUCUUCUUAUUUGUCUCUAGCGGAAGUCGAUGGUGCCGGUGAAUCUUCCGACAUAUUUGGCGAUGGCAGCGGCGAAGCUAUAGUUAUGGGUGGUGAUGGCACCGGCGAAAUUACAGGUAUGGAUGGUGAUGGCAGCGGAGAAGUUAUAGGAAUGGAUGGUGAUGGCAGCGGAGAAGUUAUAGGAAUGGAUGGUGAUGGCAGCGGCGAAGUUGCAGCAAUUGAUGGCGAUGGCAGCGGUGAAGCAGAAUACGCUGAUGGUGAAGGCAAUGGUGAACCCGGGAUUGAACACAACGACUGGGAGUUUAUGUCUUAAAAAAUAAAUAUGUAAAUAAAUUUAAUAAAUUAUGUAUGCACGGUACCGGUAAAUAUUUAUGAAUAAAUUAUCUAUAUACAUACUAUUUACACUGUCGACCAACA
This is a messenger RNA of Rhagoletis pomonella (apple maggot), 1835 nucleotides long. Its product is annotated as protein ANTAGONIST OF LIKE HETEROCHROMATIN PROTEIN 1-like. The record is from RefSeq and is a predicted model, not a curated record. The transcript is spliced from 5 exons. NCBI's taxonomy places the organism in Eukaryota, Metazoa, Arthropoda, Insecta, Diptera, Tephritidae. The coding region runs from base 187 to 1731 and encodes 514 amino acids.